Neurospora hispaniola is the source of this 516-nucleotide messenger RNA. RefSeq lists its product as uncharacterized. The transcript is spliced from 2 exons. The record is from RefSeq and is a predicted model, not a curated record. Bases 1 to 516 code for a protein of 171 amino acids. Lineage: Eukaryota; Fungi; Ascomycota; Sordariomycetes; Sordariales; Sordariaceae.
AUGUUUAGACAUCGGAAGUUCAGAAUAGGUCCUCAGACAUUCGAAACUCCUACCAGCUGCCGUGGAUGGUUGAUGCAAGGCAGCAAGAUGCAGGAGUGUUUACAGUUCCCGUCGCUUAAGGCCGUGUUCGUUGUGGCAGUAGUGCAGACUAAGUCUCAGGAAGCCUCGACUCUAUCCCAACGUCUCCCGGAGGGAUUAGCCUUCGGCAAGGAAACCGCUGGCUCAAAGAUUCCCUUGCUGGGGCGACUGAGCGAGACUAAGGGUUACAUGGCACAUGCUACCCUCGCGGCAAGUCCAUCCGUCAGCCAUGAGAGGACCAAUAAGGACAAUGUGUCUUCAGCAGGCCUCUGGUUCAGUGAAGCUGACUCGGGAUGCCUUACUGGUUCUGACCGGUUACACUGCGCCCAACGAAAGCUCAUUCUGGAACAGUACGAGUAUGGAAAGGCCGGUAUUGGCUCGCUGUACUGGGACACGACCGAUGGCGUGACAACUUAUAUGAAUAAGCCUCUCAGCUGA